UUCUUUUGGACACUGCUAAGCUCUUCUCUAAUUCCUUUUUCAGGGCUCAGAGACUAUUGAAGGUCUUUUCUUUGACAUGAAUAUGGUAAAGGAAGACGAAUCCUUCAUGGGAAGUUCUAGCAGUGGAAGAAAGGGGCUGCUUACAGAAGUUAAGAGUUAUCGGUUCGGUUUCUCCAGGCAUCCCAACAAAUUUUCUUCGAAAACCUUAAAUGAGCUUGAAUUGGGAACGAAUCUCUUUACAAUUAUGAAUAAGCUAAGACUGCUUCAGAUAAAUUAUACACAUCUAAAUGGUGCUUAUAAUGAUUUUCCCAAGAACCUGAGGUGGCUAUAUUGGAGAGGUUUUCCUUUGAAGUGUGUGCCAAAUGAUUUUCCAUUGGAGAGCUUGUCUGUUCUUGACAUGCGGAACAGCUGUUUGGAAAGACUGUGGGAAGGAAGAAGAGUGCUUCCAUUGGUAAAAAUUCUCAACCUCAGCCACUCUCAUUCUCUUUUCAGAACUCCUGAUUUUUCAGGACUCCCAAUGCUGGAAAAGCUUGUUCUCAAAGAGUGUGUCAAUCUAAUUGAGGUUCAUGAAUCCAUUGGAACCUUAGAGGCUCGGCUCAUUUUCUUAAUUAUCAAAAACUGCAAAAGACUUCAGAAGCUACCCAGAGAGAUUUGCAAGUUAAAAGUUCUUAAAACCUUCAUAAUAUCUGGUUGCUCAAAUCUUGUAGAGUUGCCAAGAGAGUUGUGGAGGAUGCAAUCCUUGGAAGUAUUCCUUGCCAAUGAAAUCCCAAUGAGUCAAUUACCCUCUAAGAGAAAACAGAACCCAAUAUGGCAUGCACUUAUCCGGUCUUGGGUUCCGAAGCCAAAAAAAGUUCUUGAGCUUUCAUGGGUUUCUUUACCUAAGUCAUUGGUUAAAUUAAGUCUAUCUGAGUGCAACCUAUCUGAAGUUGCUUUUCCGAGGGACUUCAGUAAUUUAAUGUCGUUGCAGAACCUAGACCUCAGUAAAAAUCCAAUCAGUUGUCUUCCAGAUUGCAUCAGAACUCUUUCCAGGCUCAACAAUCUUGAAUUAGGUUCUUGUACAAUCCUUAAAUUUCUCAUAGACCUACCUCGCAUCCACAAUUUGAGUGUGGCAGACUGCAUUUCCCUAGAAAGAGUUACAUAUCUAUCUGUAGGGUGCCGUGCAAUAGUUUACCAUAUAAAUGGCUGUAAAGAACUCACUGAUAUGGAGGGAAGCUAUAAGUUGGAAUCCAUGGGAGGAGUUGAGAAAACAAUGAAGUCGUUGGAAUUAAGCAUGUGGGAUUCUGUCGGAAGCUUUGAAGUGAAAUUGUAUAACAAUUCAACUCAUACAGAAAGUAGAGGACCAGUAAAGGUAUUGUUUGAAAAAGGAAUGAUCAGCAUAUAUCUUCCAGGGAGCAUGGUUCCUGAUUGGUUUUGUUACAAGAGUGCUGGAUCAACUCUAUCUUUCACCAUCCCUUCAUCUCCUGAUCUCAAGAUCCAGGGCAUAACUGUGUGCUCAGUGUACACAAUUGACUGGAAAGUCUGGGUUGAGGGUAUCCAGUUUUAUUUGAUAAUCCAUAAUGAGCAGAAGAAUGUGAAACUGAUUUAUAGCCCAACUUGCUAUGGUCUUCCUGAAGGCCAAAAUGAAAUGUUAUGGUUCACUCAUUGGAAGUUUUUGAGUCAGCUGGAUGCUGGUGACACCUUGAAUGUCACAGUUUUUACUAUGGUUGGUUUUAUCAUCAAGGAAAUUGGUAUUCACUUAAUGCAUGGAGAGCAAGUAGACAUGGUUUUGAACUCAAACAGUCAAGAAAUGCAGCGAGAUUAUCCUUAUCAGGGGAUGAUGCCUACCAAACGUCAAGGGCUUGUAGAUUUAUACUGCUAUGGCCAUAUGGGGAUUGGAUUGGACUUCAUUUUGCCCUACAUACCAUGAGAUCCAUGAAUGGGAAUACAUAUACCUGCUAAAAUCUUUGGAGGAGUCGGAUGCAAAAUAUGACAUCUUAGCCAUCAUCUCCCCAAGUAUCUUCUUUUUUCUUCCUUCAUUUGAAAUUUCAUUUUUCUAGAAAGAACUAUUUAUGUGGAAUUUGGAUGACAAUCAAUACUUCUAUCGUCAUCUUAUUCGUAAUUAUAUUUUAUGAUAGACAUUUCUCUAAUUUUGAAGAAAUAUGUUCUGAA
Molecule: messenger RNA, 2148 nt
Organism: Solanum stenotomum
Lineage: Eukaryota; Viridiplantae; Streptophyta; Magnoliopsida; Solanales; Solanaceae
Product: disease resistance protein RPV1-like
Exons: 3
Coding region: 77-1906 (609 amino acids)
Biological process (GO): defense response
Molecular function (GO): protein binding
Source: RefSeq, a predicted model, not a curated record